Molecule: messenger RNA, 2510 nt
Organism: Austrofundulus limnaeus
Lineage: Eukaryota; Metazoa; Chordata; Actinopteri; Cyprinodontiformes; Rivulidae
Product: rhophilin-1
Biological process (GO): negative regulation of stress fiber assembly
Molecular function (GO): protein binding
Source: RefSeq, a predicted model, not a curated record
UGAGGCCAUCAAUGUUCCCAUGAUCCCACUUGGCCUGAAAGAAACCAAAGAGGUGGACUUCACUCUUCCUAUCCAGGAUUUCAUCUGCGAGCACUACGGAGAGGACAGCGGUCUGUAUGACGGGGAGAUCAAGGAGCUGAUGGAGCUCAGACAGGCGAUGCGCACGCCCAGCAGGAACCAGGCUGGUCUGGAGCUGCUGAUGGAGUACUACAACCAGCUGUACUACCUGGACCAGCGCUUCUUCUCUGCUCACAAGAACCUGGGUGUUCAUUUCCACUGGUACGACUCUCUGACGGGCGUCCCGUCCUCUCAGCGUUCGCUGGCCUUCGAGAAAGGCAGUGUGUUGUUCAACAUCGGAGCUCUGCACACGCAGAUCGGAGCGAGACAGGACCGCUCCGGGACCGCCGGCAUCGACAAAGCCAUAGAGGCUUUUCAGCGAGCUGCAGGUGCGUUUAAUUACCUUAAAGAGAAUUUCUCCAACGCUCCGAGCCUGGACAUGAGCGCGCCGUCGCUCGGCAUGCUGGUCCGACUGAUGGUGGCUCAGGUGCAGGAGUGUGUGUUUGAACGCAUCACGCUCACCUCGCAGGAAACAGACUUCAGCUCCCUGAUCCACCUGGCACAAGAAGCUGCACAGGUGUCGGACGUUUACUCUCUGGUGCAGCAGACGAUGACGCAGCCUCUGAUGAAGGAUUACGUGCCGUUUUCCUGGGCCUCCAUGGUUCAGGUCAAAUCGGAACACUUCCGUGCACUCUCGCACUUCUACGCUGCGGCUGCGCUCUGCGACCACACGUUUUCUGCCGAUGAGGCUGAGUGUGAGGAGGAGGCAGAGAAGACCUUCCUCAGGUUUUAUGUCAACGUUCCUGCAGGACAAACUCCCAAUCAGAUCUUGCAGGAUCCCGAAAAAAGACGAAAGCUUGGUAAAGCCCACCUUCGGCGUGCCGUGAUGAAACACGAGGAGGCCAUUCGCGUCCACAGCCUGUGUAAGAUCCUGAGGAAGAUGGACAUUCUGCAGGACGUGCUGUCCCAAACACACAAGCGCUCUCUAGAGAAAUACCUGGAGCUGGAUCGAGAGGACGACUUCGACGAGACGGCCGAAGCUCCAGAGAUACAAGCUCACACUCAGCAAAAACCAGACGUCACCCCACCAAACUUCUCCUCGGUCCAAGUUACUGACAUCUUCCACAGACUGGGGCCCCUGGUGGUGUUCUGUGCGAGGGCUCGCUGGGGCCCGGUGCGAUCCAUCUGCCUGCAGAGGAGAGAAGCUGGACUGGGUCUGACGCUCCGAGGAGACUCCCCAGUCCUGGUUGCUGGAGUUGUGCCUGGAGGCUGCGCAGAGGUUUGGUUCACCACAAACACCAUCUGUACCGACUGUUUGGUUCACCACAAACACCAUCUGUACCGACUGGUUCACCACGAACACCAUCUGUACCGACUGGUUCACCACGAACACCAUCUGUACCGACUGUUGGGUUCACCACAAACACCAUCUGUACCGACUGUUGGGUUCACCACAAACACAAUCUGUACCGACUGUUGGGUUCACCAAAAACACCAUCUGUACCGACUGUUGGGUUCACCACAAACACCAUCUGUACCGACUGCACUGGGUGGAGCUGUCUUGCUGGAUUAAGUUAAACCUGGUUGAUGGUCCGUGAGAAGUGAGACACUGUGUCUUGCCGAUAAGGUCGCAUGAUGAAAAUAACAUAUUUUCUUCUUUCUGCCUCUGCAGAGACCCCAUCUUCUAUGUUACUAUUGUUUUGCAGGGUCAUGCGCCAAGUUUUGUAUGAUUGGUCAGAGCCUUGUGUUGAUGAAAAGUGUACUGCAGUGGGACAACCUACCAGGGGUUUUUACAAAGAAGAACUUCUCACAUCAGUGUGAUCCAAAGUCUUAUAAAGUAAAACCAGCCUUUUAAGCACCUUUUCCACUAGUGCCUCUACAGCACGGUUCGGCUUGGCUCAGCACAGUUCCAAGCCUUUUCCAUUAUCCAGUAUUCAUGGAAUCGACCCUAUUUUUAGUGCCAACUCCAUUGCGGUUCUAACCGUACCGUGCUGGCCUUAAAAUGCGACAUCAAAACACUGUCAGUCACUGAUUGGUUGGGGGUGGAGUCACCGGUUGUGUCUGAUAAACAAUAACUUAAUAAUUCAUAAACUAUUAUCAUAAUUUUACUUACCAAAGUCAUGCCACUGACAUUAUAUUACAAUUUGUAAGGUUUCAUAAUUUGUAAAUAUUCAUGGGGACCAAAAUAUACUAGCUGUUAUGAAUUCAACAAAAAACUUUUUUAUGCUUUAAGACCAAAUUUAAAUUGAAUGUUUUCAAAUCUACAGCUGCUGGAGGCUACGUUUCUGUGACGACAGCACUGUGGGAUUUCUUUUGAAAUUUUAACGUACACCUUGUCUUAUUGCAUUAUCUGUAAAUAACAAAAGUCAAGUGAUUUUUAAAACAUCUUUAUUAUCCAACAUCUUUAAGCUGUGCAACCACGGCACGUUUGAAAAACCAGGAACAUUGGGCCU